AUGGCGUUUCUCUUUGAGCUACAUCGGAAAGUUGAUAGCGCUAUCUUGGGUACCUGGGCACUGUACUCUCAGGCCAACCUGAAAGAGGUCGUGGCUAACUUCUCACGUGACUACCACGCUACCCACUUCCCCACGUCGCUCCUUUCGACCGAGACGUCAUCGCCAGCCCCCGUCCGUCCUCCCGCAGCAAAUGAACAGCUUGAGCCAUGA
Messenger RNA from Penicillium diatomitis, 210 nucleotides. RefSeq lists its product as uncharacterized. Lineage: Eukaryota; Fungi; Ascomycota; Eurotiomycetes; Eurotiales; Aspergillaceae. The record is from RefSeq and is a predicted model, not a curated record. The transcript has 2 exons. The coding region runs from base 1 to 210 and encodes 69 amino acids.